AAAGAAUUUACGCGCAAACAAUUUUUAUUAAUAUCAUUAAAGCAAUUUAAAGUACACAACUAUUUCGAUAAAUAUAGUAAACUAUCAACUACGUGAAUAGACAUCGAUGCACAAAAGCUGAGACAGCAAAUGUGUUUGCUUGCUAAAAAGCAAAGAACUAAGAAUAAAGACAAUAUGAGUGGACGUGGACGCACACAGCGUAAUAAACGCAGCUUACCCAUUAAAAAUAAUAAUAUGCUAUCUGAUGAUUCGGACGAUCCGCUAUCGAUUGAUGGAAGUGUUUUAGUGAAGAACGAAGUUUGUCCCGAUAUUAUCUUGACAACCGAAAAUGUGGAGGCAUUUGGAAUGGUUGACGGCCAGGAUUUGAUUGCGGAACAUCAACGCAUGAUGUACAACACGGACAUAGCAGCAAGUGCUCAUGACCAACGCAACAUUGUCGAACGCCUUGACAGCUUGGAGCGUAAAGUGGACUUCUUGCUAAAUGUGAACUCCAAGAUCCUAGCACGUGUUGAUAAAAUCUGUGAGGAUAUGCAGGGAGGAGUGGAGCAGAUAAAUGAAUUUCCCAUACAGGAUGUACAAGGAUUGGAAGAAAUUGAGCAAAAGAUCGCAUGCAGCCGAAAAAAAUAUGUCGAAUUGUUUAAGACUAUUCUAUACCCACAUGGUCUUGCUAAACACAUUGAGCGCAUCUUUACAACAAGUUUGGUAAUGAAAAUGAAUUACUCUGGAGUCAGUGACAAAAUUGGAUUAAACAACUAUAAUAAUUUGAACAUGGCUUUAUUUGAAUCUCAAAGAAGGGAAGGCUUUACAAUCAAUGAUCACAUGAAGAUUGUUCGUGAGGCUUUUGUGAAGGCCAAAAAUCGGGUCUAUAAGGCCGCAUCUGUAAAAAAGAGGGAACGACGAGAAGGAAGAAGCAAAAGUUCGAGUAAUAGCAAAAACCACCUCUUUAAAAGAAAAAAAAUUGAAAUAGAAUAGGCAAUAGACCCUUAUGCUACUUAAUCUUAUAAAAGAACUGUAAUUAGUUAUAAAAUAUAUAUUUAAGUCAUUUUGAUUCUUCAAUCGUAGAAAACGAAUAUUGAUGGCACUAUCAAUAUAUCGGAUAUUUAAUUUCGAGUACAGCAUACAAUUUUGCAUUAAUUUACAUAAAUUUACGUUAAAUUUGCACCAUUUAUUAAAAGAGUAACUUUUCAUUAAAUUAUAACUCAUCUUUAA
Molecule: messenger RNA, 1209 nt
Organism: Drosophila innubila
Lineage: Eukaryota; Metazoa; Arthropoda; Insecta; Diptera; Drosophilidae
Exons: 4
Coding region: 130-972 (280 amino acids)
Source: RefSeq, a predicted model, not a curated record